AUGUUUUUUUUUUGUAUUUUUACUAUUUAUGUUUUAUUGUUUAAAAAUGUCUUAUCAAAAUUAAACUUUCAAAAUGAGCAAUUGGCAAUCGACUUUUUUGAGUCUCAUAAAGGGCACACUGUUACUAAAGAAGAAAUAGUAGAUGGCAUAGAGAAGUCCUGGUUUGAAGUCACAAGCUAUCUGAUUAAUGAAUCAAUAAAACAAGGAAAUGACUUUAGCAAUGAUAUAAAAAUAGCAGUAAAUGAAAUGAAACAGAAGCUCGAUAAACUUUUGACAGCAUCCUAUUCCAUUAAAAAAAUAGACACGAUUAAUGCAUCAUUUCAAUGGGCCCAAUCACCAGAAUAUAUAUUUUUAAAUAUAAAAUUUUCUCAUCGAUGGAGUUCACCAGGUGCUCUAAAAGUGAAAGAUGAGCAAAUUGUUUCUGAAAAGAAUAAGUUUUUUUUUUCAGCUUAUAGUAAUGACCCAAAUACAGUAAAAAAAAAAUAUGUAGUUGAUAUUGACCUUCUUCAUGAUAUAAUUAAUUCGGAAACAAAAUAUAAUUUUGCUUCUGUUGGAAAAGUUGUAAUUACUUUAAAAAAAAAGGAAAAAAAAAUAUGGAACAGAUUAUUAUUAUCUAAGGAGAAAAAUCCCAAUUUGCAAGUUUGGUGGGACAUGAAAGAAAAAUACAACGAAAGUGUUUUAGAGUUUUUAAAAGAAGAGGAACAAAAAAGAAAAAACGAAAAAACAGAAAAAGGAAAUGAAAAUGACGAUGAAAAUGGUGAAGAUUACUUAUUAUAUGAUCAAUCUGAAAUCGAAGAUGAUGGACAAAAUACUAAAACUGAAAAGGAUAUGAUAAAUGAGGAUUUAUAA
Molecule: messenger RNA, 849 nt
Organism: Plasmodium vinckei vinckei
Lineage: Eukaryota; Apicomplexa; Aconoidasida; Haemosporida; Plasmodiidae
Product: co-chaperone p23, putative
Exons: 7
Coding region: 1-849 (282 amino acids)
Biological process (GO): protein folding; chaperone-mediated protein complex assembly
Cellular component (GO): nucleus; cytosol
Molecular function (GO): protein-folding chaperone binding; Hsp90 protein binding
Source: RefSeq, a predicted model, not a curated record